CUUGCAGACCGUGAACGCCUCAGUGCGUUCAGUCCGCCCCGUUGUCAUGGAGACGGAAAGACUCGGAGCAGGAGACGGUUUACUUGAUAGUUUACCUGAUAGUUUACCUGAUAGUUUACCGGAUAGUUUACCUGAUAGUUUAGAGACAGAGUACUGAGGUUUGGAAAUGUGCGGAGUUAUUUAAUGUGUGACCGGCAGCAUGUGUGAAAGCAGAGCCGUGCGCAGCGGGAAGGUGUACCGACAGCUGUUCGACGCUCAGGUUCAGCUCUCCAGAUCUCUGCUCGCAGGACGGACAGACACCAGGACAGACUGUCUAUCUGCAGAGGACAGCAACACACACUGCAGUACGACCAGCAGGGGGCAGCGGUUGGACACUGAUGAUGACGCUGAUGCUGUCAGCAGACUUCCUGACACCUUGGUGGUCCAUGACCCAAGCUCUGACAUCAUCAAACAACUGAUAGAGAAACGAGGCAAAAAACACAAGGAAGCCCUGAAACAGCUGGAGGUGGAGCUCACUGCCAUCAGCCAGGUGUGUGAGAUUCAGGUAAGGACAGUCAGUCUGGAGCUGCAGUCCUCUCUGCAGGAGGUGGACCUUAGGUUGAACACCCUGAAGGACCAAAUAGACAAGCUAGAACACCUAGAACACAUCAGUCUACAGGAGGUGUGUGUUCUGUGGCAGCAGGUAGAGGAGCAGGUGAAGCUGAAGAAGUCAAGGAUCAUGGAGCUCAACCACAAACUGACUGAAUCAGAGGCUCAGCGGGCCGACGAGAUCAAAGGCGUGCUCAAGACAUACCGCCACCUGCUGGAGAAGAUCAGCUUCCUGCCUCUGCCUGUCGUGUGCAGACUGAUCCACAGCGAGGCCACGAUGUUGAAUCAGUCUCUUCUGGCGAAUCGUCGCAGCGUGGCUCGACUGCUGCUGCUACUACAGGAGGAGAACCUGCAGCAGGAGUCCCUCCUCCGUCUGCACUGGGAAGACUGUCUGAGCUGUUGGAGGAGGAACAGAGUCAAGGAGGUCAUAGACUGCUUCAGGGCUUUCUGCAGCAGUGAGGAGGACCAGCAGCUGGACUUGGUCUGGACAGUGCAGAUGAAACGGACCCAAAGAGUUCUGACAGAACAACGCAGUGACAUCAUCCAUAACAUCUGCUUGCUGGUCCCGCCCUCCUGCUCCACAGCACUGGUCUCUGAUUGGUUCAACCAGCUGACAGCUGUCAAUCAACAAAUUGAGAGUCUUCAUGCUGACUUCCUCCAUCAGCUGCGACAAUGUUAUGAACAGAUGUGGAACGAUCGACUAGCUGAGGUGCAGCGCUGUCAGGAGGCACUUUCAGCUCUGCAGCUGUCAGAGGAGGAAGUGAACGACGUUGUCAACUCUCAGCUCCUCACUUUGAUUGGACGAAGCCAAAGUCAGGAUGAAGAACGAUUGACUGUUUUAGAUCUGUGUUAUGACUGUGUGGCCCGUCACACUCUCAGUCUCAGCAGGUGUGUGUUUGUUGUGAUGCGAGGAGCAGCAUUGCUAUGGGAGACACACAGUCACAGGUUAAAGACGAGAGAAGAAGAACUGCAGCAACACCUGGACGACCUGAGACACUCCCAGCAACAACACACACAGAGGAAGAAGGUGCGUCUGGACGACCUGCUGGCUGGACUCCGUCAGGAGAGCAGUGAGGACGCUCUGAAGACGUCUCUAGACAAAACUGUCUGUUACCUGCAGGACAUCCAGCACAGCUGCGCUGUUGGUGUCUCUGAUCAGUGUCAGCUGUUGGAUCGUCUCCCGUCUGUCUUCCUCGACGAUCUUCUCUCCUACAGCAGCAGCAUCAGCUCCUUUUUCCACCUUGAUCAUGCCUACACACCGAGUCCAGAAGAACUGCAGAACCUGGACCCGUCAUCCACCGAGCCCGCCCAGCCAACAGAGCCGGAGCUCAGUAACAAACCAGAGAAGAGGACAAACAAUCCUCCAAUCACCUGUCAGAAUGACUCCACCCAUCCCUCUCAGGAUUGGCUAACUGAGGCGGAUUCUGCUCUGCUGGAGAUCUGUGACAUCAACACUGAUGUCAUGUUCACAUCAUCCAAGGGUGUGGCCUAUGGUGGCCCUGCCUUCAGAUGCCUGGCCCCUGACCUGCCAGACAACCUGCAGCAGGAAACACACCUAAGCCUGUUUCCUGUAGAACUGCUCACUAAUACACUCAGCAGCGUGCGGACUCUGUUCUUCGACCACCUGGAGCAACGUUUCCAUGAUGUUCUCAGCUUGGCUGUUGCCAUGGUGACGGUCAGGAAGGAAGCGGUUCAUUCAGAGCUGGAACUCGAACUGCAGGACUUUAACCCAGAACACAUCGAGACCCAAAUCUACCAACCACGCCUGGCUGAGCUGCAGGUCCACUCUCAGCUCGUGGACUCUCACUGUGAGGCGGUCUCACACUUGUUAACUUCCUGUCGGGUGGAGCUGGAGGAGCUGCAGAGCACCAUCAGCAAGAAGAACCAGGAGUUCACUGCCAUCCUGUUCAAGAUGGAGGACAGUGCCCUGACAGCUGACAGUAGCCAACGUCUGGAGGCUCUCAGCUCCGCCCUGCAGGACUGUCUGGAUCAACACAUUAAAGACACCCAGCAUUGUGAGACUACCUUCAGACAGAUGGUUCAGACCAGACUGGAGGGAGUCAGAACCAGAACAACAGAAGUCCUCAACUCCUUCAGGUUGUUCAGUGAAGGAGGAGAUUUUGCUCCUCGGGAGGUGAAGGUCUUUCAGAGGCGACUGAAGGAGGAAACCAAAGAGAUCGGUGUGACCGAGGAGUCCAUCUUCAGUGAGCUGGAGGCGUUUGAGUCCAAGAGUUUACAGCAGGUUAAAGAGGCAUCGAGUCGCUUCGAGGAGAAACUGUCUCUCCUGAAGUCUGAGGUGAAGUUCACAGAGAAGACCCAGAAAGUCCUGAGCAGCACACGAGUCCACAUCAAAGCUGAGGCAGCCUGCAGUAACCAGCAGCAGUUGUCCAUCACCAGCAGGUUGGAGGAGCUGAAGAGAAUGAUGGAGAACAGACAGGUACACACACAGGUACACAUGCAGGUGUCUCCUGAUCAGGUGUGUUCUUUCCUGUCAUCACUGAAUGAAGGACUCGUGAGGCGGUGUCAGUACCUGGACUUCUCUUUGAAACCUUCACACACCAGGUAUGAACAGACUCUGAGUCAGGUUGACCUCAACUACCACUACACACAGGUACACACACAGAGCCUGUCAGGUGAUCCUGAGUCAAUGAAGCCGGUCCGGUCGGGUCCACUUUCUGGUUUACUGCGGCCGAGCAGAACCAGUGAGGAGCUCCUCGAUGACCCUGUUAUUGGCAUCAUCAGGUCCCUGAACAGGGUCUCUGUGGUUCAUGAUGAGACAGCAGAAGAAGACAGAGGUCGACCAGCUGCUGAUCCCAGUCAGAUCCAUCGUCUUCAUCACAGAGGUUCUGAGUCUGUCACUACACUGAGGGCUGGCAGGUCCAUCAGGACUGACCGAAGGUUCCAGGUGUUUGGACCAGAACCAGAUGCAAAGGUUCAGUCACAGUUCAUCUCCAUAGUGACUCUUCUGCUGUGGAAAGCCAAUGACGUGCUCCUGCUGGUUGCUGAGGACUUUUAUCGGAGUGAGCGUGGUGCUGUCAGCAGGCUCCUCCUACUUCCUGACAGUUUGGACAAAUGGGCAGAGAGCAUGCAGCAGAAGCUGCUGGGAUACCAGGAACAGGCCAGGAAGUUUCUGAGCACGAGCAGAGAGGAGUUGGUGAAUCAGCUCUCCAUGUUGGACGAGCUACUCCGUUUGUUACCUGCAGUUAUGAUCGGUAACCAUGAGCAGCAACAGGGGGCAGAGCUGACAGAGGACAUGGGCAGAGUCAGACUGAAGCUGGAGGAGAUGCUGGCCACCAGUGAGAAGGAGAAGCGUUUGAACGUGGGUCGGCUGCGAGUGUCUCUGACAGAUGGCGAGCUUGAGGCCGUGAACGCCGACGAGGAGCUCAGACAGCAGCAGCUGCACACCGCCAUCUGCAGCACACACCUAGAAGUACAGGAGUGUGUGCGAGUCAGAGGGGAGGAGUUUGUGACGUCACUGGGGUCUCUGACAGAGAAGCUGAUGCAUCAGCUGGAUGACCUGCUCACACCUGCAGAAACCAAUGGUUCACACUUUGAAGACAACAGUGUUACCAUGGAGACAGGAGGUAAAACAGGGCAGAGACCCUGUACAGCUGGCAGGACCUGGUCUGGUAUCUCAUAUCCCUUAUCCCUGACAUCCUGUGUUACCACGGCAACAACACCAUCUAUCACCACGACCAAGUGCACCCUGGGACAUCUGGCUGUUAUAGAGCAGAGAGACACCGCUGUGACGAGGUUUGAACAGCUGAUUAGGUCGGAGUUGUUGCUUUCAGAUGAUGACAAAAGAAGACAAGUGAGAGAGCUACAGAGCUGGAACAAACACUGGAGACAGCAGAUACACACUCUCAAACAUACGACUCACACACAUUGAUUGGUUGUGUGUUGCUGUCAUGAUGGCCUGAUGUUUAAUAAACCACAGAAGAAGAACAGA
Messenger RNA from Larimichthys crocea (large yellow croaker), 4537 nucleotides. RefSeq names its product coiled-coil domain containing 180 (gene ccdc180). The record is from RefSeq and is a predicted model, not a curated record. Bases 200 to 4477 code for a protein of 1425 amino acids. NCBI's taxonomy places the organism in Eukaryota, Metazoa, Chordata, Actinopteri, Sciaenidae. The transcript has 37 exons.